CGUUCCCGGUUGUCCCACUUGGCUCGUUGCAAGGGGGCGCGCGGCGGACAAACGUUCGGUCAAACGGUCUCGCUCGGCCACGCGUCGUUCCGCCUCUCUCCCUCUAUCUCUUUCUCUGUCUCUCUCUCUCUUUCCUCCUUUCUCUCUGCUCUGCCCGCUUCGCUCUAUCUCUUCGCGUUUCGUUUCGAAAUAAUUGAGCGCGCACGGAAUCCUUCACUGUCCAAUGUCCUAAUUCGAUUUACAUAAAAGAUGGCGAUGUUAUCCUCUACAGUCGCGCCGUUCAUCGUUCCGGCGGCGCGUUAUUGUUAUCCCGCGCCGUCGCGCACGGCGACGACAGUGAAGUUGAUGCAGCACCAGCGUAAGAGAGAUCAUCGCGGCAGCAGCGGCAGUGGUGGCGACGGCGGUUGGUGAUGGUGGUUGGUCGACGACAGCGAAGGUUAUCUGCAGCGGCGAGUACGACGACGACGACGGCGGCAACAGCGGCAGGCUGUUCUAAGCAGUCGCGAACGCGAUAGCGGCCAACGUGCACGUUCAAACGUCAGCAAGUUCAGUGUCUGUUACACCGCGCCGUUGAAAGAGCCACGAGGUUCUCACGCGUAAGUGGCAUUACAUGUGCUGUUGUAACGGGCGGACAGUCGUGUGAGACUCGUUGCGACACGCACGUGGCACGCAUCAUCAUUGGCCAUGGACAGUCAUGUGGCAUACAGCCCGGGCGGGCUCGCAAAAUUGUCGACGCUAUUGGGCGCCCCGGAGGCCGCGCUGCGUCUCCUCGUCUCGAUUUUGUUAGGAUUUCCUGUUGCGCUUCUUCAUAGAUACACGCUCUACGGCAAAGAUCCUACUCGGCAGCACAUGUUUUUCAUAGCAUGCGGUCUCUCAAUUGGUUAUUGGAAUUACGAUUUGAACAUACUUCAUUCAUCGACGGCAGUAUGUGCAACGUAUUUAAUUUUAACAAUCCUCGGCAGCACCGGACUGUCUGUCAUAAUAACGUUACUAUUCAACAUGAUGUACCUACUUUACGGUUACUAUACCACCAGCACUCAAGAUUACGACAUAAAAUGGACAAUGCCGCAGUGUGUAUUGACACUUAGAUUAAUAGGACUCGCGUUUAAUUUAUGGGAUGGUCAAAAACCUGACGAAGACCUGUCUGACACCCAGAAACGGGUGGCUUUAAAGGAACGACCGUCCUUACUAGAAAUUGCGGCGUAUGCCUAUUUUCCAGGCGCGUUCUUGAUCGGGCCACAAUUUAGUAUGCGACGAUACUUGGACUUUGUCAAUGGUCACUUUUCGGAACGCGACCCUCAAACUGGUGCCAUGAAACUACCGGAUUGCGUGUGGGCGGGAUUGUCGCGAGCUCUCAUUGGAUUCGUAUAUGUAGCGAUAUUUCAGAUCGGAACACUCUACGUUUCCGAUCAAUAUCUUUUUGAGCCGACAUUCCAGAAGAAAAAUUUAAUAAAGAAAUGCUUACUUAUUGGCCUCUGGGGUAGAAUUAAUCUUUACAAAUACGUUAGCUGUUGGCUGAUUACAGAAGGGGUAUGCAUUACUUUCGGUUUAACUUACAAUGGAAAAAACGCUGAAGGUCGCAUAAAAUGGGAUGGUUGUGCGAACGUCAAACUGCGGACGUUUGAAACUGCCACACAGUUGCACCACUAUAUUCUCUCUUUCAACAUCAACACUAAUCAGUGGUGCGCGGAAUAUAUCUACAAAAGGUUGAAGUUUUUGGGAUCAAAGAUAUACAGCCAGCUAAUAACAUUGAUCUUCCUCGCUCUAUGGCAUGGUUUACACUCCGGAUAUUAUCACUGCUUUUUCAUGGAAUUUAUUGCGACAUACUUUGAACGAGACAUUGGACCAGUGUUGAAAAACAGCGAGAAAGUGCAAACAAUGUUGAAGACCCGCUGGGAAGCGCGUAUUCUUGCUUGGAUCUUUUUGAAGCUUUACACUUUCGUUUCUAUGGGAUAUGUCCUUCUAGCGUUUGUAUUGCUCUCAUAUCCGCGAUAUAAUCAAAUUCACGCUAGUUUGUAUUAUUGCGGACAUGUGUUCUUCCUCUCUUAUCCAUUGCUUGCGCCGUUCAUUAAACGGUUACUCGGUCAUAGACAUGAACGUCGGCGAGCGCAUGAAGAAUAAGAUGAUACGAUCUCUUUUGCGCCGAUAUUAUUGAAACAUUAUCCCAUAUGUCGCUCACUACGAAUCGAUAUCCACCAAGAAGAGAUACAGCUGGAGUAAAGGAUGGAUAUUACUGUACAGUUAUAUUAUUCCCCUAGUCUUCGGCAUCUCGGGAAGAAUGUGAUAACGCAUAUCCGACAGAGAAUAUGGUUACUAUUAUCGCAUUUCGUAGCGAAUUUUUUGAAGCAUAAUUUUAUUUAUCCUUUUCUAAUUGUUUGAUUUGCAUUAUCUAGUAUUUUGUCAGUUAAGAACUGAGUGAAAAUUUUUGUUGAAUGACAUUUGUUGCUCAAACGAAAUACGGUAGUGGUGGAGUAUUUAUACUUGGUGUAAGUGAGAACAAUACAGCUAAGGUUUCACGAAUUCUUAAGCGUUAUUUCAAGGAAAUUCCGCUGGUCGGGGGUUUUGUGUGUGUGCCUGUAUUUUGAAGUUUCUACAGUCUUAACUUCACAAUUCCAUGGUUGUGUGAUGGUCACUAUUCCAAAUAUUUCAUUAUUCUUGUACAAUCGUAUUUUCUUGAAUUCUAAGUAGCACCUUUAGUUAUACGUACAUUUAUAUAGUGGUUCGAUGGUUUUGUUGAUUGCGUUAUUACCCAUUAAAUUAUAAAUAGUGUAGUUUGUGCGCCUUUACGCAGUUUAAGACGCGUCAUGUCGUGUAACGAUGAGGACGAGUAGCUCAUGAUACCACUGCAGUCGUGCAGACUAGUCAAGCGUUCCAAUAUUCCAAAGAAGCUUGAAAAAAGGAAAACAAUUACGUACUUAGAUGUCGCAAUAAGAAUGGUGAACGUCCAGCUACAGAAAUAAGCUUAGGACAACUAUAUUGCAAAGUAUGUAAUAACUUGAUUUUAUAAAGGCGAAGUAAUUGAUAACGUAAACUGUUAUCGCCAAGUAAGUACGCGUUUCGAAAUUAAAGCAUCUAUUUUAUUGGUAGAAAUUUCUCUCCACUCUUUAUUUGCAAUAUUUCGCAGUUUACCUAUUGUUAUAUCGCUCUAGAUGUAAAUACACACGACAAAGAGAAACUAAAUUUAAUUCUAGUCGGGUGUAUACCUUCUGUACCUAUGACGAUUAUGUUGCUGAAAUUGCACCGGAUGAAAUGUUCAAUGAAGGAUAGUAAAGGAUAAUGAAGGAUAAUAAUGCCUGCAACGAGAAAUUUAUAAAUAGUGAAAAAAUUACAGAUAUUUCUGAAACAAUAAAGAGAAAGGAGAUAUAAGAUAACGGUUUAAUUUCAGUAACAUCCUAUUGGUCAUUCUAUAUACCUGUGUAUAUACAUAUGUAAUAUCAGAUGUAUAAAAUAUCGCGAGAGGUGAUUCUCGUAUACGUUCGCCGUACGUAUGUUCCCAUAAAAAUCUAACAACGAUCUAUCCAUGUUGCAGUGGGGAGGCCAUGUGGCUUUUAUCACGCACACAGCCCUCAUCAUCGAAAUUAAAGAGAUAAUCGAUAGCAGUCUAUAAGCGAAGAGCGUACAGAUACUGGUGUAUGUAUGUACUUUGCACAUCCUGACGUUCGCGCUUAUUGAGCAAUCGAAUUAGAUCAGCAAUUAAUUGGUAGUGUUAUUACUUCGUUUAAUGUUCAUAUAAUUUAUUAAUCACCAAAAUACAACUAGUUUCUGACAUCUU
Messenger RNA from Odontomachus brunneus, 3772 nucleotides. It is a transcript of the gene nes, whose product is annotated as lysophospholipid acyltransferase 5. Gene Ontology annotation, cellular component: membrane. Gene Ontology annotation, biological process: phosphatidylcholine biosynthetic process; lipid modification. Lineage: Eukaryota; Metazoa; Arthropoda; Insecta; Hymenoptera; Formicidae. Gene Ontology annotation, molecular function: lysophospholipid acyltransferase activity; 1-acylglycerophosphocholine O-acyltransferase activity. The record is from RefSeq and is a predicted model, not a curated record. Bases 685 to 2121 code for a protein of 478 amino acids. The transcript is spliced from 8 exons.